Messenger RNA from Osmerus eperlanus (European smelt), 2238 nucleotides. It is a transcript of the gene snap25a, whose product is annotated as synaptosome associated protein 25a. Gene Ontology annotation, molecular function: syntaxin-1 binding; SNAP receptor activity; voltage-gated potassium channel activity. The record is from RefSeq and is a predicted model, not a curated record. Gene Ontology annotation, biological process: synaptic vesicle fusion to presynaptic active zone membrane; synaptic vesicle priming; exocytosis. The transcript is spliced from 8 exons. Bases 227 to 841 code for a protein of 204 amino acids. NCBI's taxonomy places the organism in Eukaryota, Metazoa, Chordata, Actinopteri, Osmeriformes, Osmeridae. Gene Ontology annotation, cellular component: plasma membrane; synaptobrevin 2-SNAP-25-syntaxin-1a-complexin I complex.
GUGCUGCUGCUUUCAUUGAAGAACUGAGGAGGUAUCAACCACGCGCAGAGCCUUUGCAGCAAACCAGUCCUACUGAACGGGGGUGAUAACGGUUAGUUGUUGAAAUACGACGACAUUUCCUCCCGGUUACUGACUGCGAGCCACCGACAACGGGCACAGUCUACCCCAGAUUCCCACUAGGAUCUUCUCUUCCCUGUUGGAGAACAGCUCCACCUCACACGCAGCCAUGGCAGAAGAGUCGGACAUGCGUAACGAGCUGUCGGACAUGCAGCAGCAGGCCGAUCAGCUGGCCGACGAGUCACUGGAGAGCACUCGUCGUAUGCUACAGCUGGUCGAAGAGAGUAAAGAUGCUGGCAUCAGGACUCUGGUCAUGCUGGACGAGCAAGGAGAGCAACUGGAGCGUAUCGAGGAAGGAAUGGACCAGAUCAAUAAGGACAUGAAGGAUGCAGAAAAGAAUUUGAACGAUCUAGGAAAAUUCUGUGGUCUUUGCUCCUGUCCAUGUAACAAGAUGAAGAGUGGGGGCAGUAAGGCCUGGGGGAACAACCAGGACGGCGUGGUGGCCAGCCAGCCCGCCCGUGUGGUCGACGAGCGCGAACAGAUGGCUAUCAGCGGAGGCUUCAUCCGCAGGGUAACAGACGAUGCCAGGGAAAAUGAGAUGGAUGAGAACCUGGAGCAGGUGGGCGGUAUCAUUGGCAAUCUGCGCCACAUGGCCCUGGACAUGGGCAACGAGAUUGACACCCAGAAUCGCCAGAUCGACAGGAUCAUGGAUAAGGCCGAUUCCAACAAGACCAGGAUCGAUGAAGCCAACCAGCGCGCCACAAAGAUGCUGGGCAGUGGCUAAGCUCCUGUCUCCUACACUGCUACAGCUUGCUGCCCAGUCAGUCGACAGGCGCAAACAUGCUUUUAUCAUCUGGUAUUUAUCUUCUAGGUUUGCACACAUGCACAUAUCACCUCCUCCAUUGUAAAUGUUGUUCUGUGUGUCGUCCGUCAGCUUUUUCAAUGAUUGUCCUCGUAAGAUUAUUUCUUAUACUCUGUAUAUCAUUCUUUCCAAAGGUUGUAUAUAGUGCUGACUCGAUGGUUAUAGCUCACUUGUUUUUAUCUUUAUCAAUAAAUAUAUAUAUCAUAUAUAAAAUAUAUAUCAUAUAUAUAUAUAAUAAAAGUACACUGCUGGAUGAUUAGUGUGAUGGGAAUGCUAAACAAGCUGUUUUUCCUUUUCAGUAUUUCAGUAUUGUCUUAGUAAAACUGUGUCAUACCAUUAGGCUACUGUCAUGAUCCUUAUUUUGAUGUUGUCAUGACGAAUGAAGAAGAGGAAUUAAAAGAACUACAAUGAUGAUAUAUUUCUCAAAAAGCACUUAACAAUCACUGUCUUCAGUUCAUUUUUCCUCACCGCAAUCAUAAUGAGUUUCUGUUUAACACUCUGUAGCUGUAAUAGACAUUGCAUUCCAAGUGAUGUGAAUUGUGCGUUCUGCAUGACAAAUGGUAGAUUUUAGAGUCUUAUAAAUAAAUCCUGUCUGAAAAAAAUUAUAAAAAAAUAUGUACCAUGGCAGCAGCAAAAUUGACAAAAAGCAUGCUUAGUAUUAGGACACAGUUGACCGUUCCAUAUUCCUGCAAGUUUGCAAUAGAGCCACUAUUUCUGUCUAUCUAUAUUCACAGACUGUGACCAUCGUUGUAAAAUAAUGCAAAAAUGUUCUAAAAGCAAGGAGAUUCAAAUGAAAAACGAGGGCGUGGCUGUUUCGCAAAAAAUGACCUGUUUUCUAAACGAAUAUGCAGUUCAGUAGAGAUAUUGAAGAUGUGAUGAGAGGUUGGGAUUGGUUGUGUUGUAACAUAGGAUUUGGAUGCUCUGAAAAAAAUAAACGUUUGCAAUGUAAAGCAAAAGACACAUAUUUCUGAGAAACCUUACUUUUAUAAGAAGACUGUAUUCCUGUUAGUUUACUCUCCCCACGUGUUGUUUAUUAUCGGUAAAAUAAUAAUAAUCAUGAUAAUAAUUAUACUCUGAAACAAAAAAUUACAUUACAAAAGGUUUUUUGUUGCUUCUGUACUUUAGAGCUAUGCACACCAAAUCGCCGAAAUGUUGAGUAGUUAGAAUUGUAGGACUAAAUACCUGAAUGACACAUAGGUUAAACUGUGAGAUUGAUGUCCUCAACGCAUGUAAUAUUAAAACUCCCUCUGUAUUCUGUCAGUUUGUGAAGUGGUGGACAUUUUGUAGCUAGCUGAAUUGAUUAAAAGUAAUAAAGCCUA